GGACGAGAAUCUCGUCGAUUCGCCUCGGCAUUCGAUGCCAAAUCAGGCAUCUCGAUCCUGCUUGCUUUCAGGCUGUUGGUAUCAAGAAGGAUGAUCUGGAAGCUGAUUGUUCUUCAUAUCAAUGCAGCACUGUGCGUCACCUGCCACUAGACAUGAGAGACCCAUCAUUAGCCAUUGGUUUUUACUGCAGAGAUAAGGAUUUUGAAGACUUCUGUUCUCCUGCCACUCAGCUUGCAGAUAAAUCAGAUGGAGCCCCUUUGUUCACUAUUGUCCACAAUCUCCAACCCUCAAAACCAAUUUCGCACAAUGAUUCUUGCGCAGUUGGUACUGAUGCUUUCCGCUCAAAAAAAUUCAGUGGAAUUGAUGAUCAGAGCCAACAAGAUGAAUGGCAAAUUCUCUGAGGAGCCACAAACAAAACCUGCUUACAAAUACUGAAGUAAACUGGAAAUUUCUGUUCCCUUCCGUUAAUUCUUUGUACAUUAUUAUUAAUAUUUUUACAUGUAAACGGAUAGUGAUAAUUCAUAGCUAAACAACAGAUCAAGCCACUGAGUGGAUGGCUGAUCUUAUGUACUCCACAACACCGCCAAGUGUAUUUUUCCGUUAAUACAAAAACUAAUUUAUUUAA
This is a messenger RNA of Zingiber officinale, 625 nucleotides long. Its product is annotated as cysteine protease ATG4A-like. Bases 153 to 401 code for a protein of 82 amino acids. The transcript is spliced from 4 exons. NCBI's taxonomy places the organism in Eukaryota, Viridiplantae, Streptophyta, Magnoliopsida, Zingiberales, Zingiberaceae. The record is from RefSeq and is a predicted model, not a curated record.